Messenger RNA from Aspergillus piperis CBS 112811, 452 nucleotides. RefSeq lists its product as uncharacterized. The transcript has a single exon. The record is from RefSeq and is a predicted model, not a curated record. Bases 103 to 405 code for a protein of 100 amino acids. NCBI's taxonomy places the organism in Eukaryota, Fungi, Ascomycota, Eurotiomycetes, Eurotiales, Aspergillaceae.
UUUGACCCUCACUCGGCGAUUAUUACUAGUCGGAUGGAUUAUUCAUAUAAGCCAGUUGUUUUAGGCGUUUUAUAUCAGUGUUGAUACCUUCUAUUGCGUACUAUGUAUUUGUUGCUGCUACUGCUGCUAGUACUUAUCGGCCUGUCUAGUAUUUACAUGUUUCAUUCUCUAUUGUUGAUCGUUUGUAUGGAAUAUUACUUGGAGUAUUGGCUCAAAUACCGGGUUCAAUUCAUUAUCAGGACAGUCUUCUUUCCGUUUUUUCCAUUUACAAUAAGAAACGGUUACUACACAAAUUAUCAAUCGACGAGUGGCACACCACCUCCCUCAAACAUAACAACGAACUCACGCCCACUGGGUAUAGGAAACAGAGAAAACGAUAAAAUAAGAAAGGGAAUUGGAAAGUGAAAUAUCUGAUAGGGAAUUUUUCAAUAAGAAGAAGUCAGUUCACCGCC